AUGUUUGCCCUUAAAACACUUGCCAAUUUAUGUACUACUCAAUCAACUCUUCAACAUUCAAUACGUACGGCAAAAGUUUUUAAACCAAAUUUACUUCUUUCAAAACAUCGAAACAUAAAAGUUCAAGAUGGUCAAUGGGUAGAAAAAGAUACCGUAUUAACCUUACAAAACAAUCUCGUUCUUUACCCCGGUGAAAAUACCUCCAUCGCACAUGACUAUACAAUCCGAGCGAAUGUACCUGGUUUCGUUGUGCUAACAACUGAAUCAGUCAAGCCGUAUCCACACAGUCCAUUAUAUCGUUAUGUCAAUAGUGGCAAUGAUGUGAAACGAAAUUUUAUUCACAUUUUUUCAUAUGAAAGGAAUGAUUGUCUCCCACGGCAAAUCGAGCGACGAAAGAUCCCAUUGAAGAAAAUUAGUCCAUAUCAAAUUAAAUUACGAAAUCAAACUGUAUGCUUCCGAGACUUGGUUCUUCGUUAUCUACAUACUCAACUUCAUCAGACGGAAAAUUUGUCGAAUUUCGUCUGUUAUGAUUGUUCAUUGGUUCUAUUGGACAUUGAACAAUGUGCAAAAUACUUACGAAAAACAAUCAAUCAAUUGAAAGUGAAGUUCAACAAGACUAAUCGUCUUCGUACCGCAUCUUUAUCAGCAACGUUUCAAAAGAAGAGGCAAGAACAAGAUCCGACUGUUAAAGAUGAACAACUGCCAAUCAAUCAGUCAGAUUCAGAAGAUGAAUUUGACGAUAUUGACGAUGAAGAAGAAUUUGAUGAAGAGCAAGAUGAUUCACAUAAACCGAACUUAUCUACCAAUGCACCAGUUUCUCAGUCAUCGAAAUCUCUUCUUUACGUGCCGUCAUCAUCAUCUUUGAAAGAUGAUUCUUCAUCGAAGGUUCAUACAACUACUAAUCGUUCGUGCAAUGCUGAUGAAGACGAAGACGACAAUGGUGAUGAUGAUGAUGAAGGUGAACUAAGAAAAGCUUCAAUCGAGAAAUCUCAACAACAAAACUUCAAUGAAUUACUUCAUCGUUUACAAACAAACUCUAUGAAUGCUCUAUCCGGUUCAAAUGGUCUCAUAACAACAGCAGCAACAUCGACUAAUUCAACACAACAAAAUCCGAUAAUGAAUACGUUGGCUAAUAUGCAAAGAAAUUGGUUCUUACAAUUUUUAAAUGACCCUAUGGCAGCUGCUCAAGCAGCACAAGCCGCAGCUGCAGCCGUUUCAGCGACACAAAUCAAGGCUAAUCUAACACCAAUGUCAUUGAUUACAUCGAACAUGAAACAAUUAGGAAGUGGCCGAAAAAGAAAGUCAACGCCUGAAAAACGCGUCGUGACAAAUCAUCAAUCAACGAAUAACAAUGGCGAUAUGUCACCAAAGCCUGAACACGACUCAACUAACAACAAUACUAGUAACAAUAAUGGUAUUCACGAUUUUGCUGAACAUCCGCUGAAAUUAACUCUAAAAACUCUUCAACAAUCCAAUCAAAUGUUGUCGACACCAGAUGUUCACAAUCUCGCGACAAAUCCAAAACUGGAAAAUGGUAGUUCAUCGUAUUCUCAAAAUUACAUCAAUGCAUAUCAAUCUAUCGAUGAAGAGCGCCGAGAGGGUGCGGCACUGAAUGAUUCGUCGUUAUCUCUUUCUCCAUCGUUACUUCGUCGGAAUACACCUUCGUCUAAACGCCGGAAAGUCUCCACACCAACAGGUCAAUACGAUUAUUCGAGCGAUUCGAAAAAUCAUCUUUCUCAAACGUCAGCAAGCGAUUUACUUUCACCGAAUCAUCAAACAAUAUCAAACGAUGAACUCAAUGGAAGUAGUCAACAGAAACAACAACGCAAAUUAGAUCCACGUACAUGUGCCGAAUGCGGUAAAACCUUAUUCAGUGAUAAAACGCAUCUACUUCACUGUCAAACGCAUGCAAAAAACGAAAAACAAUGUUGGAUUUGUGGAAUAACGGAUGACGAUAUUAAAAAGCAUAUUAUCAGCGAACAUGGAAAUCAAAAGUUUACAGAUACUGGUUUCAAGUGUCAACAUUGCGAAAAAGUUUUUCCCGUUUAUGCCGAUUUGGAAAUGCACAUGCGAGAGCAUACUAAGAAAAAACCGUUCGAAUGUCCGAUUUGUAAUAAACGCUUUGGUCAACAAGGAAAUCUAAGCUGCCACUUACGAAUACACAGUGGUGUUAAGCCAUUUACUUGUACCCAUUGUGGUAAAGCGUUUCGUCAUUCGAAUAGUUUACGGCGUCAUGCACGCACUGUUCAUUCAGUAUCGCGUGGUUUGACAAUGAGUCCAGGUUCAGGUGCUACCACAACAACGGCCACUCCAUCGUCACUUCUUCUGACCACUGCUACAUCUAGUAAUUCAAUGGUAUCAAUGGCAAACGAUAUACAUCGGUUGAGUACAAGUGAAGCAUAUGAUGAUGCCAAUUCAGGACUAAUGAUUCCAUCGGACGAUGCGGAAUCGCUACAAGGUCCACCGUCAACAUCGUCCGCUGGUGCACCGUCACCUUUAAUGUCCAAUGCACAAAUCGAUGAAGAUUCCCACGAAUAG
This is a messenger RNA of Adineta ricciae, 2538 nucleotides long. The record is from the annotation of a GenBank genome assembly. NCBI's taxonomy places the organism in Eukaryota, Metazoa, Rotifera, Eurotatoria, Adinetida, Adinetidae.